AUGUCUUGCUACGACCUGUGCUCCACCUCUGCCUGCGGCGUCUACCGCCCCCAGCCCCUCGCUCAGCUGCAACACGAGCCAUGUGUCCGUCAGUGCCCUGACUCCAUGACUGUGAUCCAGCCGCCUCCAGUCGUUGUCACCUUCCCCGGCCCCAUCCUCAGCUCUUUCCCCCAGGAGUCAGUUGUGGGAUCCUCUGGAGCCCCCGUCCUUGGGCGCGAUGGGGGCUAUGGCUCCCUGGGCUAUGGCUCCCUGGGCUAUGGGGGUCUGUAUGGCUAUGGGGGCUAUGGCUCCCUGGGCUACGGGGGUCUGUACGGCUAUGGGAGCUCUCUUGGUUACAGGGGUCUGUACGGCUAUGGUAGACCCUAUGGCUCUGCCUAUUGCAACCCUUACUCCUACUGGUACAACAGGUACAGCCUUGGCAGCUGCGGGCCCUGCUAA
Messenger RNA from Nipponia nippon (crested ibis), 438 nucleotides. Its product is annotated as scale keratin. The record is from RefSeq and is a predicted model, not a curated record. Gene Ontology annotation, molecular function: structural constituent of cytoskeleton. NCBI's taxonomy places the organism in Eukaryota, Metazoa, Chordata, Aves, Pelecaniformes, Threskiornithidae. Gene Ontology annotation, cellular component: intermediate filament.